UGAAACCGAUUUAGAAAUGGUUAUGAGCGUAGCGAAAGCAUCAACUGUAAUUGGCUGCUGCCAAUUGCUAAUGACGUUGGUCUUAUUGAUGUGUGGUAGUGUUGCAAUGGCCAAUUUUGAGAAUCGUUUUGAAGCGAGUAUUGGUCUAUGGGGAUUUUAUUUCAUCAUUCCAGCUGGUCUCGGUAUUUGGGCUGGAUACAAAAAGUCGACGAGAGGCUUGGUUGUGGCUCUUGGAACACAUCUCUUGGGUAUCAUCAUUGCGCUGGUUGGAAUGACUAUUACCGGCGUAUUCUUGUCCAUAUUGGCAUCAGAUUGUUACCAGGAUACUAGUCAGUCUAGUCUGCACGGUUCCAACUUUAUCGAUAUCGUUAUGACAAGUGAUGAUGAAGAGUGCACUUGUCUUUACGACAGCCAUCCAUACACCUAUCCACUUCCUUGCUCUGAUCUCGCCGUUGUUCGCAAAGCAACAGCUGGAGUUACGAUUGCUUUUGUUAUUAUUACUAUCAUUAGUUUGGUUGGAUCGAUCAACGGCUGCCUUGGAACUUGCUGCGCACCAGAGCAACCAGCAACUGUUGUCGUUACCGCAGGUAACGUCCAACCUGGAGGCCCAAUAUUAAUGGUGGCCACAGCUCCGUGCGAAUUCAUCCAACAACCAGUUCAUGGCGAGUACAAGAAGCUGCCAGUUCAUGGCGAUUCUAUCCAGCAUUCAGUGCCGUCAGGUCAUAUGGAAUACCUAGCUCGCCCCGUGUAGGCAUGCAGUAUUGACCGCGAUUUGAUUUAAAAACAUGUUCAGAUUCAGCUAAUGUUGCUGUUCACAUACGACUUAAUACAUAUUAUUUAAUGUAUAUAUAUGAGUAUACAUUAAUAUGCACAUACUGACAUAUGCAUGUACAUGCAUAUAAUCAUUGUAAUGCAUAUAUUGAGCUGGAUGCAAGAACUAGAUUUAUGCAGUAGGAUGACACAUCAUUUUUUUAUUAUUGUGUUUACUACUCUCAGUUCCCUUAGGAACAUGCUCAUAUUACUAAGGCCUCUUUUUCUGACGAUUCUCUUUGUUCACGCUCGAUAAAUCUCGCAAAGCGACGCUAUUAAAUGUACAAUGUUGUAGCCAAAGUAAAUACUAAGGGAAUUCAAUGAAAUAAAACGCGAAGGGGGAACCUGACCAAAUGA
Molecule: messenger RNA, 1167 nt
Organism: Dendronephthya gigantea
Lineage: Eukaryota; Metazoa; Cnidaria; Anthozoa; Malacalcyonacea; Nephtheidae
Exons: 5
Coding region: 17-751 (244 amino acids)
Cellular component (GO): membrane
Source: RefSeq, a predicted model, not a curated record